AUGAAAGAUAAAUUAAGAUUGACAAAACUGUCACUAGAUCUACUAGAUAAUUCCAAGUUGACGUCCUUACCAUUUCCUCCACCUUUAAAGAAAUCUAAAUCUAGAUUUAGAAAGUUUCAUCCUCAUUCACUGCAUUCAAAUCAUCCUCAUCACACACAUCGAAAUCAAUAUCAUUCACCUUCACGUAAUUUUGGAUCAUUCAGUAGUUCCAGUAGUAAAUUUUCAACAUCUUCACCGAUUCAAAGUCCCACUAAAGACUCAAGAUUUGGGAUUCCAACGUCAGAAUUUACUCCAAAUUUACCCAAAUUAAAUGAUUUAUCAAAAUUUAAUGAUACUCCAAUGGAAGAUGUUAGUUUUACUUCAAUUGAUACUUUAACAUCCAAUGCUAACAUGACAACAGAGAUUGAUGAAAGUUUUGAUGAACCGAUCAUUCUAGUUGAAGAUUACUUGAAACCUCCGGUUUCUAAUAGUACUUUGAAUCGUCAACAAUCCCUUGCAAAUUUUAAGCAACGAUUAAAUCAUGAUCAAUUAAUAAAUAAUAACAAACGAAAGAUAUCGGGAGAUACCUUAACAGAAGAAGAGAAUCUAGAAGAAAUCUUUGGUGAUAUUCCAGGUAAACAAUCUUUGAAAUAUUGUGAUAUUUGUGAUAAGCCUUUAUAUGAGAUAUCAUCAUUAAUAAGUAACAAAAGAUUUAAAACUUCAUUCACAUCAUUUGAUAAUAAGAAAAUUGAUACCAAUCUUUUCAAUGAAUUCAUUUGUUUUGAAUGUAUUGAUUUAUACGAAGAAUUCUUACAGGAGAUCUAUCAAGAUUCCCAACAAACUAAUGAAUCCAAGAACCUAAAAUUACUUUUAAUGUUUAAAGACAUACAAAACAGAUCAAAUAGUAAUAAUAAACUCAUUGAAAAAUUGAAAUUCUUGAAUUCAAAUAACAUUUUUAAUGAAGAAUUGAAUUGGUUGAAUAAUUUACAGAAUAAGCUAAGAUGGAGAUGGAGAUUGAACGGGUUAUUACCCAGUUUUAAAAGGAAUAAAAGUACAUAG
Messenger RNA from Yamadazyma jaroonii, 1038 nucleotides. NCBI's taxonomy places the organism in Eukaryota, Fungi, Ascomycota, Pichiomycetes, Serinales, Debaryomycetaceae. The record is from the annotation of a GenBank genome assembly.